Acanthosepion pharaonis is the source of this 762-nucleotide messenger RNA. Lineage: Eukaryota; Metazoa; Mollusca; Cephalopoda; Sepiida; Sepiidae. The record is from the annotation of a GenBank genome assembly.
AUGACCUGGUCUCUUCCGUUGGACGAUUUUGACAACAUUGCGACACAAGGAAAAAAGUUUCCUUUGCAUUCACUCAUUAAAGAAAUACUUGAGAACGCAGACUCGCCGAUAUUGCCACCAACUGACAAGAAACUUCAACAACCCACACUUAAGUUUGGGGGAAAAGGAGAAAAUCGCCCUGAUGUUACUCUCAUUAACUUCUACAAUUACGGGCAUGGAACAUUUUACAUUCCAAAUUCUCCUCCUCCCCCUCCUCCUGCUCACCCCCUCCAUCCCCCCCCCUUACUCCUCCAUUUUCUUCUUCUUCUUCUUCUUCUUCUUCUUCUUCUUCUUCUUCUUCUUCUUCUUCGUCGUCGUCUUCUUCUUCUUACCCUUCUUCUUUUUUCUUCUUCUUCGUUUUCUUCUUCCUAUUCUUCUUCUUCUUCUUCUUCUCGCUCUUCUCCUCCUCCUCCUUCUUCUUCUUCUUCUUCUAUUGCCUCUCUUCCUACUUCUUUUUCUUUUUUUUUUAGCUUUAAUCUUAUCUUCUUUUAUAUUCCUUUCUUGUUCAUCAAAUUUUUAAAAUUAAUUUUUGUCUGCGUCUCCCAAUUCUUUCUUCUUUUUCCUCCAUCUGUUUGCUUUUCGCUUUCUUCCUCUCUCUUCUUUUAUGAUCACUCUCUAGUUUCUCUUUAUCGCUUUCGUUUUUUAGCCUUUCCCUUUUCAUCGUUUUUCUUUCUCUUUUUUCUUUCAAUCCAUUCACCUCUUUCUUCCUACAAUCUUCUCUGA